Staurois parvus is the source of this 285-nucleotide messenger RNA. The record is from the annotation of a GenBank genome assembly. NCBI's taxonomy places the organism in Eukaryota, Metazoa, Chordata, Amphibia, Anura, Ranidae.
AUGCAGUUGUCUCUGACAUUGGCGGCGUUGUCCAUUGGACUGUGGUGGACAUUCGAUCGAUCCCGGAGUGGGUUAGGACUCGGUAUUGGAAUCGCCUUCUUUGCCACAUUGGUGUCCCAGCUGUUGGUCUAUAAUGGCGUCUACCAAUACACGUCCCCGGAUUUUCUGUACGUGCGCUCCUGGCUUCCCUGCGUCUUCUUCGCUGGAGGGAUCACCAUGGGGAACAUUGGGCGCCAGCUGGAGAUGGUAAGUGUGAAGAUCUACACAGGAGGACCGCCUCCAUAG